GGCCAGUUUAUACAUCCUUGAAUAAACUCAGGUUAACUCAGGCUGCCAGAGAGCCCAGUAGAUGUGACAUCCAAACCUGUUGGGUAGCAUUAUUUGACAUUAGGACUUGGCUUCAAUAGGAUUGGCACAAAGCACAAUGUGUAUUGAUCAUGUAGAAAAUAUAUGUAUUCUGAACGGUGUAAAGCCAACUCUGACUUCCCAUUUCUGUUUUAGGGUAUUUAUCUGUUGGGAUGUCAUCGAUAAAUAGGAAGAAGGGCCGCUAUCUAAUUCCCACCUUGCAGUCCCUCUUCGGACAGUCGUCUUCUGAAGAGCGCUCAGACAUGGUGGUGAUAGUGCUGCUAGCAGAUUUUGAUGUCAGCUGGAGAGUUGCCACAGUGAGGGAGAUCAAAACUGCAUUUGCCUCAGAGUUGGAGCAAGGCCAGCUGGUAAUCAUCCAUGUUCCUGAGGACUACUACCCUCCCCUUACAGGUUUAAAGAGGAACUACAAUGAUGCUCCGCAGAGGGUAUCGUACCGCUCCAAGCAGAACUUGGAUUACUCCUUCCUCAUCCACUACAGUGCCAGUCUUGCCAAGUACUAUAUCCAGCUGGAGGAUGACGUCUCAUCUGCCAAAAACUUCCUCACCACCAUCAGGAAGCAUGUUGGGGAGCAAGAGGCAAAGAAGACCACUUGGACAAUGCUGGAAUUCUCAGCCCUUGGCUACAUCGGGAAGCUCUACAAAUCCGCCCAUCUUCCUCUCUUGGCCCGCUUCCUCUUCCUCUUCUACCAGGAAAUGCCUUGCGACUGGUUGAUGUCUCACUUUCGAGUGCUGCUGACUCAGAAGGAGACGAUCAUUUUUAAACCAUCGCUGUUCCAGCACAUGGGCACUUUCUCCUCGUUCGAAGGGACAUACAACAAGCUUAAGGACAAGGACUUUGAAGAAGGGCUCUACGCCAAUCCUGCAGCUGAAGUUUACUCUGAUAUGUCCACCUACGAGAAACAUAUCCCCAAAAAUGCCUGGGAAGCAGGGGAGGAAUUCUUCUGGGGGAUUGCCCCAGAAAAGGGAAAUUACCUGACUGUGGUGUUAACAAUUCCUGCAGUGGUGACAGAUAUAUUUGUAGAAACUGGGUCAGAGGGUAAAGACCUCCUGGAGUCAGCUCAGGUGGAGUUGGGCCAUGACGUUACAAUCGAGAACUCUGAGAAGAGUUGUAAGGCGUUCCAGUCAGUCGGGACAGUAGUGAACGGGAGGUUUGAGAUGCAUGAGGUAAACAAAAAGUAUAACUCUGCUUUAUCCUGUCUGAGGAUACAAGUCACAGCAGGACAGAGGGACUGGGUGAUCAUCAAGAAAAUCCGGAUCACAACAGGGCUGAGUACACAUCCAUGACAAGCAGAGGUGUGACUCUCUAUUCCUGUCAGACUCCUUUAUUUUUAUGUGACAAUAUGAAGAAAAUGUUUGACCAAACUCUGUGGUGUGUCUCUUCAACAUU
This is a messenger RNA of Limanda limanda (common dab), 1464 nucleotides long. Its product is annotated as alpha-1,3-mannosyl-glycoprotein 4-beta-N-acetylglucosaminyltransferase C-like. The transcript has 2 exons. Gene Ontology annotation, molecular function: acetylglucosaminyltransferase activity. Gene Ontology annotation, biological process: protein N-linked glycosylation. Bases 231 to 1361 code for a protein of 376 amino acids. Lineage: Eukaryota; Metazoa; Chordata; Actinopteri; Pleuronectiformes; Pleuronectidae. The record is from RefSeq and is a predicted model, not a curated record.